Molecule: messenger RNA, 2031 nt
Organism: Pecten maximus
Lineage: Eukaryota; Metazoa; Mollusca; Bivalvia; Pectinida; Pectinidae
Product: glycine receptor subunit alphaZ1-like
Exons: 9
Coding region: 71-1306 (411 amino acids)
Biological process (GO): chloride transmembrane transport; regulation of membrane potential; nervous system process
Cellular component (GO): neuron projection; membrane; synapse
Molecular function (GO): extracellular ligand-gated monoatomic ion channel activity; transmembrane signaling receptor activity; chloride channel activity
Source: RefSeq, a predicted model, not a curated record
CCUCACCAAUAUAUACAAUUUACAGCAGCCAUGCUGUAUCAAUCCAGUGUUAACGUACCAGGCGCACACAAUGCUGGAGAACCAAGCGAGAGUGAUUGUACUAUUGACUAUAUGUGUGAUAGACAGGAGUCUCGGUGGGGGACCGACAAAAUGGGAAAAGAUAAACAAUAUCCUCAACAAAAACGAUUUUUCUACGCCACCUUGGAGAGCCAAACGUGGAAAGUCAACUGUCACAAUGGAGAUAUUCUUCUCUCAGAUUCGAAGAACAGGUGUUCAUAAUGUGGAAUUCAUGUUUAAUAUAUAUCAAACUUGGAUGGAUACAAGAUUGUCAUAUGACUCAAAAAAUCCGAACGACAUCGUAGAAAUCAGCAAGCGACAUUGGGAUAAAGUAUGGCAGCCGGAUCUGUACCCUGAUAAUGAUAUCUCCUCCUACAGACACGACGUUUCUAAAGUCAAUAAGUUAAUGUGGGUUCUUCCUAAUGGAACAGUGACAUUAGGUUUAAGAUGGACAACUGAACUUUCCUGCAAACUUCUUACGGUCCAAUUUCCCGUGGGAAGAUCCGUUUGCAGAAUAAAAUUUCGCACAUUCUCCUAUAGAAACGAAGUUCUCAGACUACAAUGGAAGAAGAAACGUGCUAUUCAUUUUACCCCAGACUCAUUUGAAAACGACUUGAAGAUAGUGCGAUACAAAGGGAGAAUCUGUACGAACGACAGAGUGUCACUUGUUCGAACAUCAUGCGCAGAGUUGAGGUUGCACCUGAAGAUGGACUACUCCUCCAGUUUAUUGCGGCUGUAUCUUCCCAGCGUUUUCGUGGUGGUAAUGGCGUGGUUAUCUUUCUGGGUACGCAGGGAGCAGGUCGCGGCCAGGACAUCCCUUACUACUUUAUGCGUCGUGUCUAUGAUUACAGAAAAAAUGGGAGUCAACUUCUUGAUGCCGGAAGCAGCUGGUGUUAUGGCGGUGGAGGUAUGGAUGUUCGUCUGCCUAACUUUCGUGUGUGGAGCUCUUUGUGAGUUUAUCUGGGUGCAUACACUCAGUGAAUUUGAGAGGAAAGCGAAAGUUAAUGGAAACAUGCGACACUCAUCUGUAACUACAGCUGAUCUACCAAGUGUCGCCCAGCUGAGGAAUCGUAAUAACGUAACCCACACUGAUAUUGUGGUUGCUGGUAAGACUUGGAGACGGCGGUGUGCGUACUGUGGGAUUUUCCUCAAAUCGAGUCAGCUGGAAACAUGUGCGAAGAUUCUGUAUGCAUUAGGAUUUGUCAGUUUUCAAGUAGUGUAUUGGGUAUAUUUUCUUCUCGUUGAUUAACUGCUGUGACAAUAAGUGACGAUAUUUGAGCAUCUAGUGAUUUAUAAACGCAUGUUUUGAUAACAUGACUUACAAAUGCAUUACAAAUAUAGUUCCUCUGUAAACCUUAAGAAAACCGUAUCGGACAUUCGUGGACAGUGCUGAAAUAACAAUGUACCGUAGUGUCAUAGCAAAAUGACUACACGAAAUCAUGAGAGUUUACAAAACAUGGAUCGAAGAAACACCAAAGCAAAAAGGGACGGGAACUAAGACUAAACCACUAAAAACCAAACACUCCUUGCAUCAUUUGUGGCAGGCAUUAUGGUAUAUCCUGUUCAGUAUGUCACCAUUUGAAUACAUCCAAAAUUAAAAAACGUAACAUGCAUGUAUUGUAGUAUCGUCAACAAAAUCCGAAUUCUGAGUAGGAUCUCCGACAGGAUCGGACGUCUCAUCGGAACAAAAGGAACCAGAAUGGACCUCCAUCGAAAUAUCAAAUAGACAACAUGAUCAGAGGAGACAUCAGAUCAAACGAGAAGACAGUGGUAGGAACUAAUAAUACACCAAAACAAGAGGAAAAGACCACAACAGGAAUUUGGUAUUUACCAUAACAAACCAAAAAUCAAUUUGAAUUCCCGCCAUAAAACGCGGAUACAUUACUAACUGUUGAGGACAUGUCUGGAAAUGUGUGUUUAAGACCAUAAUGAUGUUCCCCUUCAAAUAAAUGGUGUCGAUCACCAACGAUUUAG